Messenger RNA from Toxotes jaculatrix (banded archerfish), 1570 nucleotides. Its product is annotated as fish-egg lectin-like. Lineage: Eukaryota; Metazoa; Chordata; Actinopteri; Toxotidae. The coding region runs from base 196 to 981 and encodes 261 amino acids. The transcript has 6 exons. The record is from RefSeq and is a predicted model, not a curated record.
CUUCACCGAGGACGGGCAGGCCGACUGCAGCUGACAGAAAGGCUACGCCUACAGAACCAGUUUUGGCUGUCUGGGUCUGGACUAUAUAAGCCACAUCAAGCAGACGGGAUGUAGGACAGCAGCUCCUCAGAGAUCCAUUCAGAAGUGAAGCCAGAGGUGCACUGCAGGGCACAGACUCACAAACACAGAGACAACAUGAAAGCUGUUGCAGCAUUCUUGCUGGUGCUGUGUUACCUGGCUGCCAGUGAUGCGUGGAGCUGCAAGGAGGCGCCGCGCCUGUACGAUGUUGCACAGAUCGAUGCCGGACAGGGGAAAGUGGUUGCAAGAAACAAGAACAAUCAUGUGUUUUUCCUGAGCGGAUCGAGUUGGUACAAACUGGGCUCGGUCAGCCUCAAGCACGUCACCGUCGGACCUGCGGGACUGUGGGGAACUAGUCCCACAAACAGGGUCUACAAAUUCGUGGCCGGCGACUUUAGACCAGCCAGUGGUCUGUCUAUGCAGCAAGUGGAUGCUGGAGGUAAUGGUCAAGUUGUUGGAAUAACAAGCAACACCUUUUACACCUACUGUUUGAGAGAUAGUUAUGCUUCAAGCUUCAAAGGAGUGGGCAGCCUAAGCUGGACUUACCUGUCAUGGAAGCUGAAGUACUACAGCUGCGGCCCAAAGUACGGAUGCUGGGCAGUCGACACGAGUUCCCGGGUCUACUUCAACAGGAACAUGACACCAAGUACCUGCAGCGCCAGUGGCUGGACAUACAUAUCAGGGCUCAGCUUGAAAAUGAUUGAAGUGGCAACUGACGGAAGUGUUUUUGGUGUGGCCACAAAUGGCAGGGUGUAUCAAAGAAGCAGCAUCUCCAGUAUUCGCCCGCAGGGCAGUUCUUGGGUCGCCGUCUCUAUGUGCAUGCCCAUCAGCCACCUGAGCUACGACCUGGGCCAGCUUUGGGUUGUCACCAACUCUGGCAUGCUGUUGCAGUGCUCACAUUAGUGUCAUCAGCAUGGCAGACAUUUAGUGUGCACCAGUCUCUGUUUGUCAGGGAGGAUGUCUCGGCUGUCAUCCCCGUGAAGUCCUAUUGUUUCUUUAGAUCAUUCAGUGCACACUAUGAAUAAAUGAUUCUCUUUUGAUUUCUUUUUCCCUCAGUGUCAAAGCUCGGGUUUUCAUUAGACUUCUGUGGGACUCUGACCAGAAUUUAAAAAUUUUUAAUUCAAAGUCACUGAACUGUGAAACAAAUAAAUGACAGUAACAAACGUGUCUGUGUGACAUUAGGCUAAAUUAAUCAUUUAGGCCUGUGGAACUUUUACCUGCUAGCUGGAAUAUCUUCUAUUAUUUUAAUAAAUCAUAAUGAAGGGAAUUUCAUCUGACUUUUGUCAUGCUGCAUCUCAAUAUCUGUCUGUUUCUUUAUUUGUGAACGUGGGCUUGAAAAGAGAAAAUAGGUAAAGGCUUGCUGAUCCUUCCAAACAUGUUAUAAAUGUACAGAAAAACUGUAACUCUGCUGACAUCCUUGCAUUUUUGGGGUUUUUGGUGUGUUUUUUUUAAUAUUUCUCCUGUCGAAUGUUCGAAUCAGAAAAUGCAAUAA